UUCGCGUCCCUGGAAGGCGGGCGGCGAGCGGCGGCCCCCGCUCCGAGCGGCCGGGGCUGUGGCGCGCGUCCCGAGGGCCCCUCUGCUCAGGCCCGAGCUCGGAGCGCGGCGGGCGGGACGAGGGGAGGAGCGGGGACGUGCCCCCGGGCCCCGCGGGAAUGGCCUCCGGUCGCUCUCGGCUGGCGGCGGCCCCCCUCCCCCCCCGGCCCCGGCCCCGGCCCCGCGCUUCCCCGCACCGCCUCCGCCCCACAACUGGUCGGAGGGCCCCCCAGCGCUGGGCCGGGCCCGCUUCCGAGCGCCCAGAACUUGGGGAGGAAGAAAGAGACCGUCCCCGCAGGCGAGUUUUCCGCAGUUGUGCGCCUGCCCCGGGGACCUCCUGGGCCGAUGCGACCGCCGGGAGGAGACCGCCGUGCGACCCUCCAGAGGGCAGGCCCGUCGGGACCCGCGGGGCCAACUUUGCGGACUGGAGGACGACGGAAGCUGAGCGCGAGUUCACCCAGAGCUCCGGAGGCAGGGCGGGCGCGGGCCCGCUGGGCGGGAGGGGGUGAAAGGGAGCCCCGACUUCCGCGCCGUCCCCCGUCUCCGCGGAGCCCUCGGACCCCGCCCGCCCGGGCCCAGCGGCCGCGCCUCCGGGCGCCGGGCCCUCCCCCGCCGCGGGCAGGCGCGACACCGAGCGGCCGCGCCCGGCCCCGGCCCGGCCCGCACCCUCCUCCCGCUCCGCGCUGGGCACGCCGGCUAAAACCCGGAGCCUCCCGACUGGGACUGCCUUCUCCGCUCGGGCCGGGGCGGGCGCUGCGCUCUCCUUCCACCACCCCAGGCGUCAGGUCUCCAGAGAACAAGUCCCGGGGCCAGACGGCGUCAUGGAGCCCCCGGGGGCGCUGCUGCUAAGUUUGGAGGCGCCGGGACCUGCGCCUUUUGAAGACCCCCCGCCUGCCGAGGAGCCGCCCGCCCCGGGGGUCCUCUGCGCCGAGGGUGGCGGGGACGGCGGCGGCACGUCGGCGGCCCCGAGCUCCGACGCCGAGUCCCCGUGCCCGCAGGAAGAGGCUGCCCCCCGGGAGCCGGAGGAGCCGCUGGAAAGCCGCCGCCGCUGCCGCUGCCGCGCGCGCUCCUGCUCUCUGCCCGCCGACCCGACCCUGCAGGCGGCCAAGUUCCUGCAGCGGCGGCAGCCGCCUGCCCCGGGGCCGGGCGCGGACGGCGGCGAGAGGGCCGAGGACGCGCCGCACGGCCCGGGCUGCUGCGCCAAGUGCAAGAAGCGGGUGCAGUUCGCGGACGCGCUGGGGCUGAGCCUGGCCAGCGUGAAGCACUUCAGCGAGGCCGAGGAGCCGCAGGUGCCGCCCGCCGUGCUCUCCCGCCUGCGCAGCCUCCCGGCGCGCGCCGAGGACCUGGAGCAGCUCCCGGGCCUGCUGGCCGCGGCGGCGGCGGCGGCCGCGCCCCUCCGCGCACCGCCUCCCCGGCUGCGGCCUCUCUUCGAGCUCCCCGGGCCGAGCGCCGCAGCCGAGCGCCUGCGGCGACAGCGCGUGUGCCUGGAGCGCGUGCAGUGCUCGGCACCCUGGGGCGCGGAGGUGACCGGCUCCGGCCGGGUGCUGGGCUGCCCGGGGCCGCGCGUCGUGGCCGUGCGCUACACCUUCACCGAGUGGCGCUCCUUCCUGGACGUGCCGGCCGAGCUGCGGCCCGAGCCAGGGAAGCCGCCGCUGCCAGAGGCGCCGUCGGGGGAGCCGGGGGAGGCCGAGGAGGAGCCGAGCGCCGAGCGCUUUCACUUCGCGCUGUGCCUGCCGCCGGGCCUGCAGCCCAAGGAGGGGGAGAACGCGGACGCUCCGGGCGCCGCCGUCCACUUCGCCGUCCGCUACCGCUGCGCCCAGGGCGAGUACUGGGACAACAACGCGGGGGCCAACUACACGCUGCGCUACGUGCGCCCUGCCGACGCGCGCUGAGCCCGCAGUCCUCGGCAGCGACGCGGGAAGGGGCCGGCGGCGCGCGGAGACCGGGCAGCCGCGACGCUUUGCGGAGCGCCAUCCUCCUGGAGAGAGGGAGCCGCUCCCCGCAAGCUCGCACCCCAGACAGAUCCCGCCAGCGAGCACGGAGCCCUACCCAGCGAAGCGCCCUACCUUCCCGGCCGCUUCCCCGUCGCUUUGGCCUCUGGAGUUCUCGCCGCGCGUCGAAUGGGAAGAAAUCCUCAAGAUUCCGAGCAGUGGCUUUCUCCACGAAAAAGACUCCUGACUCCUGAGCGAGGCUGCAAAACCUUGGGAUUUGUUUUUAACUGUGGACGUUCCCUCGGGUCUCAGGGAGCCGUCGAAGCAUCCCGCCGCCUCGCGCCGAGGGACGGCGUGAACUGCGGGCCCGCGGGAGCCCGCGGCCUGUUUCUCGAGAAAACCAGGUGGGGCCUUGGCCGGGCAGUCCUUUUCUCUUACGUGGGAUCUGGGAAAUGUUGGCUGAGACUCGUGCGCUUGCGUACAAAUGUCCUUUUGAAAAGUAAAGGCCACGUGCACGUCUGUUACUUGGUAUUUCAGCUCCCGGCGGUUUGGGAGACCUUGGCAGCCGGGCCAUCUUCUUCGGCGGAUGAUGCUGCACUUUAAAAUAGUCAAACAACAAUAUUUUCAAAUUUCCCUUCUUCCAUCCCUCCUGUCUGAUGUGGAAAGGCCCAGGUUUCCCAUAAUGGGCUAGAGUGUUCUUAGACGUGUUUUGGAGAAGUCGUUCUUUCCCCGGGCAAAAUAAGAUGCUUGGUGAGUUGAAAUGCCGGAGUAAUCGGCAGGCCUUGGCGGUGAGCUGUCGGAGGCGGUCUUUGGCCUCCAGCCUCCGGCCGCGAUGUGUAGGCAAAGCACAUCGUAGCUGCUAGACUCCUGGGCCAUUAGCAGUCAGAGAAGCCGGUGGCUGGACUCCAAGCCGGGGAGAUGAGGGACGGAAAGGUGGCUUUCUGUCCCUCUUGGAGCCAGAGCAGGGAGUGGUGGCUUGAAUGAUGAAGCAUGCCCAGCAAGAAAAUCCUGCUCUGAAUCCGGUGGGCACCAGCCUGGCUGGCUGGCCUUCUUCAUUCACUGCUGAUGGCUGUGGAUGCCAAGAUCAGGGCUGGCGGGCCUCCUGAGGACUGGAUUUCUUCAUACCUUGGUCCUGCCUUGGUAACUUGUCUUUCUCUGGUUUUCACAUGUUCGAGCACAUGGCUAGUACAAUCAGUUGGAUUUGUGAUGCUGAUCUUUAAGGAGGGAUUGUUUCACUCUUGCUUCCCAAGAACCCGGGAGCAUGUGGCUUGGAGCACUUGGGGAAUUGUGGUCUGUGUCGUGUGUACUGUGUCAGGAGUGCAAGGAACAGCCUUCAGGAGGAAAUGGCAGGCUUUGCCUUCGUGUGACAUGGAACUGACAGACGUGCCUUUUCGGCUCAUGCAGUGGACACGGGUUUAUAGGUUCAAAGAGGGCACCGUGGCAUGUGGUAACUUAACAGGCAGCCCUGGCAAACAGUGAGCUGUUUGCUGUCCAGCUUUGCCCGGUCAGUCCCCGUGAUGCCAGGCCUGGACGGUCUUCAGGAUGGGGGUUGUGUUUUGUACAGUCACAGCGGCAAGAGGCUGGGAGCAGGGCAGAAACCGACAACCUGGGCCCAGGCCAGUGACCCCAGCUGUCCUCCUACAGGGCCAUCCUGGCCUUAUUGUCAAUAAGCGGGCCGGUGCCUGGAAACCCCCGGAAGAGGCUGACCCUGGCUUCUCCUCAGGACUAGUGAUGGACACUUUCCACUAGGUGACCUGCUGUGUUUCCUUGUUCCCCUUUGGACUCCCUCCCCUGAUCGGGGAGAUUUUCAGGACGAAGCCCUAAAUGGUCCUUUAACCCUCCAAGGGCUGGUUGCUAGAGAGCUAACACUAUAACUUUAGGUUCAUUAGGACCUAAACGCCUUUAAAUCUUUUUGGGAGAUGUUGUAUUUGCAUCUUGUAGAGUUUAGUUCUUUGGCUUUGCCCUCUGUGAACAGACACAUUUUGGCAAGGAAAGAAGUGAGUGACAUUUGGGCUGAAUGGAGAUUUUUUGAGAUGGCGAAGAUCAAGGGCUUGCUUUUAAGAUGGGCUAGUGAGGUGUGCGUGGUGGAUCUAUCAGAAGAGUAGAAGUCUAUUUAGGUCAUGAGUUCAGAGCCAGUUCAGCCCGGAAAAUCUUUAGAUACACAAACACCUCUGGUAAAGCAAAGACAUUUUAGAGACACUUACAGACUUAAAGAAAUUAGAGCAGUGUCAUUACUCAUCCCAUUCAUAUUGUUGGCACUGCUCAGGUUCUCUGAAACUUGUUAGCUCAAGUCACUGCCCCAGGAGAACCAACAGCAUCCUAAAGUAUCCCAAAAUGGGAAACUUGGUCUGAAAAUCUGAAUUGAAUAAAGAUUGAAAGCGGGUGGGUUUCGUGAACUAAGCUUGGAACAUUUAAUCUCCAAGUUGAAAAAUUCAUGAGCACAUCCCACAGAAGGCCUUUCUACAAAGAGCUACAUGUGUUCUGUUGAGGAAGCACCCAGUCCAAAAGACAAGAAGUUUAUGGUUAUGGGAAACUCAUGGUCU
This is a messenger RNA of Balaenoptera acutorostrata (minke whale), 4513 nucleotides long. It is a transcript of the gene PPP1R3G, whose product is annotated as protein phosphatase 1 regulatory subunit 3G. The transcript is spliced from 2 exons. Gene Ontology annotation, cellular component: protein phosphatase type 1 complex. Gene Ontology annotation, biological process: regulation of glycogen biosynthetic process. The record is from RefSeq and is a predicted model, not a curated record. Bases 861 to 1931 code for a protein of 356 amino acids. Gene Ontology annotation, molecular function: glycogen binding; protein phosphatase 1 binding. Lineage: Eukaryota; Metazoa; Chordata; Mammalia; Artiodactyla; Balaenopteridae.